Messenger RNA from Styela clava, 2308 nucleotides. RefSeq names its product transmembrane emp24 domain-containing protein 5-like. The record is from RefSeq and is a predicted model, not a curated record. Lineage: Eukaryota; Metazoa; Chordata; Ascidiacea; Stolidobranchia; Styelidae.
CUAUAUACCACGUAGAAUUAAACAUUGUCAGGAGCAGCCUGCAGUGUCAAAAUGAUAAUCGAUACGACUUCCCAUCGGCAGGAAGUCAUAAAUCAGUUCAUAUUUAAGGAUGUAUCAUCUGUGUAUGACUCUACCCGGCAACUCGUUGAUAUUCCAGCAUAAAACUGGAUAUUAAAUAAGCUUCGAGUAAAUUCAGUAUCAGCUUCGGCACGAACAUUAUGAAAUACACUAAAAGUGCAAUUAGAAGCGUUGGCUUUUUGUUGAUAGGUCUAAAUAUUUUUGUUAGUAUCCAGAUUUGUGAAACGCAGGAACAUGAAGUACUGAUGAUGAAAGAGAUGAGAAAAGCAUUGCACAGAUACACGAACUAUAUGGAAGAACUCACAGAUGACAAACUUCGUUCAAUAUAUGAAUUUAAAGUUGUCGUGAAGAGAAAACAAACUCAGUGUUUCAUGCAAGAAGUUGAAAGAUCAACAGAAAUAUUAUUUGAAUAUGAGUGUGUUUCUCCCCCAACCUUCCUAUCUGAUGCUACGAUAGCAGCAUUCGUUGCACUUGCUGAAAAUUCAACGGUAAUUCAGAAAAAUCGACACUCACGAGGCGGUCAUUUUGAAGUUAUUGCAAACGAAACAGGAACAUUGGUAUUCUGUUUGGACAAUACACUAUCUCGAUCAAACCAUUUAGUUCAAAUAUUCAUGCAAAUAUACAGACUAGACAAGGUGGUGGAAUUUCACAAGGAAAAUAAGCUUGGAAACGGGACCAUGUUUCAUAUUUUGGAUGAUCUUUUCGUCAUUUCAAGAAGAAUAGAUUACAUGCGAUCAGCCAUGUUGAGUUCAAGAUCAACCUUGAAAUAUGAUUAUUCAACAACUACGUCCAACUUGAAUAUGAUCAAUAAUUUUUCUGCUGUCUCAGUGGGACUUAUACUGAUGCUUUGCGCACUACAGCUAAGGACACUGAAGAAUAUGUUUAAAGACAAACAAACAGGGGUGUAACGAAAAAUUCGUCAUAUAAGUCAUUCAAAUACUGAGUAUAAAAAUCAUUGCUACCACUAUUAUUAAGUUGACUGUUGAACUAUGAAUGUGAAAAAUCCUAUCAGGCUAUUUAUAAAAUUGAUCAAUCAGGAUAUGAAAUACCAUUCACCUGUAUAUUUUCCAUAAAUGAGGUUGAUGGUUUUUAUUUGUUAUUCUAUCAAUUAUUGCCUAACGAAGACCAAAUGUAAAGGGGAUUUUUAUGGCACUUGAUAAACCGGCCCUGUUUAUGCUGGUACUCGUGAAAUGAAAGACAUUCUUUUGUUGUUCGUACGUCCUCCAGCACACACGUACAAACAAGGUCUGCGCCUGAAAUAAUUUGUUUAGCAUGUAGAUCAGGGAUCGGCAAACUGCCGCCCGCGAGCUAAUUUGUUGCGGCCCCCCAACGACCUAACAUUCAAUAAAUAUAACAAAAAUUGAUCCUAAAUUUAUUAUUGUCUCUAGAAGGAUUUAUGUAGUGACAAGUGCAGCAGUACGGCGCUUGUUUUGUAAUAAGUAGCGUCAGUAAUAUGUGGUUCAAGAUAAUUUUGAUUUUUAAAAUUUUAAAAUGUCUUGGAAACGGAGGAAAUUUUGGACGAGGGUCGAACAUUCCAAAGUGCUUAGACGCGAAUUUUUUUUCUUUUUUGCUCAUUCCAAAACUACUUUGCUCUAUAUGCCCGGUCAGCAUCGAGGAUAUCAAGGGAUUUAACUCGUUACAUAACGUGCCAUCGAAAAUUCGACCCCGGGACUACGCCACAGCUUAUUUGUGCGACAGUGCAAAACGUGUAAUCUGCAAGUUCGGAAGUCAUAUUGCUUUAUCUAAAAUGCAUUACACUUAUAAAUUUCGUACUGGCUUGUCAGAUCGUCAUUUGGACGACGGCAACCAAGUUGCCAUAAAAACAUCAUCCGUCACAUAGAUAAUAAGUAAAUAAAAACGAUGUAUUGUUUGAUAAGAUUAUAUAAAAGGCCACAUACACAACUCAUUGUUGCAUGCUUUUAACACAGCGAAUGUGCGAGUGCGCCAUAAUUUGAAGUUUAAUGUAGCGAUUGUUCGAAGGCGGAAAUAUUGCGGUCCGCGCGCUGCCGGAAAUGUGUAUAUUUGGCCCGCAAGUACAUAAAGUUUGCCGACCACUGAUGUAGAUAAAGCGCAUAUAUUCCUGUUCACCAAUUGAAUACGGUUUACUAAUGGAACUCGAUAUAUUUGUAUUUUUUUGUCAAAGACUCGGGGCACGGAGGGUUGAGACUUAAGAUGAAGAUUGUUGCUAAAUUUUGAGAAAACGCAUAGAUGAGGCUAUAUAAGUUAGGCC